AUGUUUGAUGAUUCAGAUUACUUAGAUAAUGUUUUGAAUCAACCGAAUAUUAGAAAGACUAAAUUUACUGAAUGGAUGAAAACAAAUGCUUUGUAUGAAGAAGCAAGAGAAUUGACUUAUUCUGAUUUCCCUUCCAAAUGGGUUUGGCACAACAAAGACAAGGAAUGGAAAUUGAGGAAGCAAAGAUUAUGUGUAGGACGGAUAUUCUACUCUCAUCCUGGAAGUGGUGAACGAUUUUAUUUGCGAAUGUUGCUUAACAUUGUUAAAGGACCUCGGUCUUUUGAGGAAAUAAGAACUGUAAAUAGUGUGUUGUACCCAACUUUCAAGUCAGCAUGUUACGCUCUUGGUUUGCUUGAUGAUGAUAAAGAGUGGCAUGAAGCUUUAAAUCAUGCGUCGUAUUGGGCUUCAGGGAAGCAACUUCGUGAACUUUUUGCAACAAUGUUGAUUUUUUGUGAGGUUGCCGACCCUUACAAACUAUGGAUUUCAAAUUGGAAAUUGUUAUCUGAGGAUAUUUUGCAGCGAGAAAGAAGAAUUUUACGAUAUAAUGACCUACAUCUUAGUGACUCGCAAUUACAAGACUAUGCACUUUGUGAUAUCGAACGGUUAUUGAACAAAAAUGCAAGGUCUUUGAGAGAAUUUGAGACAAUGCCAUAUCCAAACACAUUACUUCUUAGUCAAAGUAGCAAUAGAUUAUUGCAAGAAGAAUUGGAUUAUGAUAGGGUUGUUUUGGCAGAGGAGCAUAUCAAACUUCUUAAGGGUCUAAAUUAUGAACAAAGAAAGAUAUAUGAUGCAGUAAUUGGAUCAGUCAUAGAAAAAAAGGGUGGUGUUUUCUUCGUUUAUGGACAUGGCGGCACUGGAAAGACUUAUCUAUGGAGAACCUUGAUAUGUCGAUUGCGCUCAGAAGGGAAAAUAGUCAUUGCAGUUGCAUCAUCUGGGAUUGCAGCAUUGUUGUUACCUGGCGGAAGAACUGCUCAUUCAAGGUUUCAGAUACUGAUUAAUAUAACAGAUAGCUCAACUUGCGGGAUUAAGCAAGGUUCACAACUUGCAAACCUAAUGGCAAGAACGGAUCUAAUAAUUUGGGACGAAGCGCCUAUGACUCAUCGAAAUUGUUUUGAAGCUGUUGAUCGUUCACUAAGAGAUAUUUUACGUUUUAGUGAUCCACAAAGUGAAGAAAAACCCUUCGGAGGAAAGACAAUUGUUCUUGGUGGUGAUUUCCGACAAAUAUUACCGGUUGUAUCUAAAGGCCGAAGAGAAGAAAUUGUUGAGGCAUCAGUUAACAGGUCUUCAUUAUGGAAGUAUUGUACAAUUUUUACUUUGACAAAGAAUAUGAGACUUGAACAAAAUCCCGAUGAUAAUGCAGCAAAAGAAUUUGCAGAAUGGAUUUUGAAAAUAGGUGAGGGCGAAUUAGAUGAUAGCGAAGGUGAAGCAUUGAUUAAGAUACCAUCUGAUUUACUAAUUCCACAUGGUACUCAUCCUAUUAAUGAUAUUGUGGAUGCUAUCUAUCCCGAGUUGCAAACUAAAUACACCGAUGCAAAGUAUUUAGAAGAUAGAGCAAUUUUAGCUCCAACAAAUGAUGCCGUGCAAGACAUAAAUGACUACAUAAUUGAUCUUAUUAACGAAGGUGAAGAAACAUAUCUCAGUGCAGAUUCAAUAUGUAAAGCUGCAAGCAACAUUCAAGACCAAGAACUUAUGUAUCCAGUAGAAUUCUUAAAUUCAUUGAAGUUUCCCGGUAUUCCAAAUCAUAAACUCAGGCUCAAAGUUGGAAUCCCUAUAAUGUUACUUCGUAAUUUAAAUCAGAGUGCUGGACUUUGCAAUGGUACUAGACUUUUGGUUACUCAAUUAUCAAAGUGGGUGUUAGAAGCUAAAAUCAUAUCGGGAACUCAUGUUGGACAUAAAGUAUUCAUUCCAUGA
Messenger RNA from Corylus avellana, 1911 nucleotides. NCBI's taxonomy places the organism in Eukaryota, Viridiplantae, Streptophyta, Magnoliopsida, Fagales, Betulaceae. The record is from RefSeq and is a predicted model, not a curated record.